This is a messenger RNA of Nycticebus coucang (slow loris), 399 nucleotides long. RefSeq names its product chromosome 10 C1orf100 homolog (gene SPMIP3). The coding region runs from base 1 to 399 and encodes 132 amino acids. The record is from RefSeq and is a predicted model, not a curated record. Lineage: Eukaryota; Metazoa; Chordata; Mammalia; Primates; Lorisidae. The transcript is spliced from 4 exons.
AUGGCCGCCAUCAGACUACGAGAAUUUAUAGAGCGUCGUCCAGUGAUCCCACCUAGUAUAUUUGUUGCUCACCAAGGAAAGGACCUCCAAGGCUGGUACCCUGGACAGCUGGCAAGAUUUCAUCUUGAUCACAGAGCAAAGAGAACUCCCCGACCACUCAUAGACUUGGCAAUUCCAGCCCCGAGAAAAAGUGAAUAUCAGCCUCAGCUAGACCAACAGACGCUCAUUCGAUAUAUUUGUUUUCGAAGGCAUUCAAAGCCUGCAGAACCUUGGUACCAAGAAACCUCGUACCAAAGAGACUAUAGUCUGCCAUUUUACAAGAUUGACUGGGACCAGAAAUUAGCCACAAUUUCAUCGAAUCCUAGACCUCUGAAUUCGCUGCCGGAGUUAUACUGUUGA